This is a messenger RNA of Parnassius mnemosyne (clouded apollo), 3540 nucleotides long. Lineage: Eukaryota; Metazoa; Arthropoda; Insecta; Lepidoptera; Papilionidae. The record is from the annotation of a GenBank genome assembly.
GAAUCGAAACUCGCCAUGGACUUGUAUUGAGUGAUUUUGAGCCAUUGCAACGAAAACGGUUUUCUGCCUUGGGUCUUGUGUGAAGUGUGUUUUACUGUGUGUGGUUUUUAUUUAGGAAAAGUGCAAAUUUGAGUGUUUUUGCUUAUUGUGUAAUAAUGGCAACGGCGUUCCUGCCGUCGCCCGCGUGAACGAAUAAGACUCUAGUGCAGUUAACCUCCCGGGCCCGCCGCCUCAAGCGUCACCCGACCACGAUGAAAAUGGUGUUGUCACAACGGCAACGAGAGGAGCUGUAAGUAACAUUCCCAUAAUAUUACACAUCAUUUGUUUAUUCGUUAUUGAUAGUAAAUUAACUAUACAUACAAAUAUAUAUAUAUAUAAUAUAUAACUAUUUUCAAAUUUUCUUUGGGUCUAAAUAUUGGUCGUGAUUGCCCUCUCUUAUUUAUUAUUCUCCCGUGGUGAUGGGGACUGCCUUUCAGAUUUUCGCUUCCACUUCGCUCUGUCCCAGACAUCAACUUCAGUUAAGUUUUGAACACAUCCGCCCAUUUCAUUUUCUGCCUGCCUAUUCUCGGGCCCAGAGACUAGGCCAGAGGCUCUGAUUCCGAUGUAGUUUGGAGAACGGAGCUUUAAGUGUGCAUAUUCACGCAACCUUCUUUCAUGGCAUUUUUCGGCGAUGUCAAGUCGUGAUUCCAAUAAUGAAAAUAUUACAAGUAUGCAUCUUACGCUUCCAGGUCACAUCAAUCAUGUACAAUAAGUAAAUAAGUCCCAAAAUAUGUCCGAUAGUGUAACGGCGAAACAGGGAGUCGUGUUCAUUUCCUGUUUUUACUCUGUCAAAUGUAACUUGUAGAACGACCACAGACUUGCAACUAUGAAACUGUAUUUCAUUCCAUAGGUACUCAUUAAAAGGUAGCAUCGCUCAUAAGGCAUCACGCUUUUUCAAGAGGUCAAAACAAAAUGUGUUAGCUUUUAAAUGCCGUCUUUACAAGUUUAAUAUAAAACUAGCGACCCGCACCGUAUUCGUACCGGUAUUCGUGGAUCUCGACAAUAGCGUCACCUGCCGGGUUCAAUUGUGAAUCUAAACCAUUCAUCGAAUUAACUUAAUCGCACACAUAAUUUUCAUCAAAAUCGGUCCAGCCGUUUAGGAGUUCAGUCACAUAUACACGGACAGAAGAAUUAUACAUAUAAAGAUAAUCAAGUAACCAUUUUACCUUUAAAUUUGGGACUUUCAUUAGCCGGUGCGUUAUCACAGGUCGCUUAACAGGCCGUCCUGCACCUCGCUCGACCUUUGAAAGUAACAGUGCUCUCGUAACGCCAUGUCGUUGACCCCGGUGUCGGCGCCUUCAUUCGCCACCGCCUUUGCCUUGCAACUUUCUUUAUGAAUCUAGAAAUCUCAUCGUCAUUAUACCUACGUUUAUUAAGCAAAACUGGCUAGCUCGCCACUGAUUACCAUUCGCAAAGAACUUAGCAAGAAGCGAGAUUGAACUGUUUACUUCUUGUCCAAGGUGUAUUAAUGUGCGAAUAAAUGUAUGGGUAAUGUAUUUUUAACUGUAUGUCAUUAAUGUAAAAUAGUUACACAAGGCAAAGUGAUUAAAGGUUAAUAUGACGAAUGGAAUACCACGCCAUCUAUGUAAAAAUUUUAAUUUCGUUUGUCGUCUCGCAUUUUUUGAUAGUAAAAGCUAUAAAUGAAAAGCUGUUAAUUUUUUUGAAAAAAAGCUACAUUCGACGUUACUGAUACUAAUUUGUGUUUUGUUAAAGCAAAUUUUUUUUUUUUUCAUAAUCUAUCUUCAAAUAAUAUUAUGAUAUUUUUAAAUAACAUUUAACUUGGUGAGUUUGUAUAAAACAAUCAUUAAUACACUGUGAUUCAACAUGAAAGUACUUUAAUCAUGCUUUUAACAAUUAAUCAUUUAUUGUUAUUAGCUGUGUGGCUUCCCCGUGGUUGUUCAACCUGUUUAUGGACAGUUGUUUGGAAAAUUUGAAAGUAGAAGAAUGCGGGUUAAGAAUGGGUGAGUUAACCGUCAAAUGCCUUUUGUACGCCGAUGAUCAAGUCAUACUUGCGUCGUCGGCAGCCGAGUUGCAAAUGAUGGUUACAUUAAUGAACAGGACAUUAAAAGAAAAGGGAAUGAAAGUGAACGCAAGUAAGACGAAAGUUAUGGUUUUUGAAAGAGAAGAAAGUAAAACGAUAUGUGAAAUAAGAAUAGAAGGGGAGUUGGUAGAGCAAGUAGAUGAGUUUAUAUAUUUGGGAUGUGUGUUUAGCAGGGAUGGUAGAUAUGAUAAGGAUAUAGAACGACGAGUGAAUGCAGGAAAUAGAGUGAAUGGGGCUCUACACUCUAUUGUGAAAAGUCAGAAUGUGUCCAAAAAGGCACGUAUGGCAAUUCACAAUGCUGUGUUAGUACCUACUUUAAUGUAUGGUAGUGAAAGUUGGGUGUGGCAGAAGAAGCAUGAGAGUAGAAUAAAUGCUGUAGAAAUGCGGUCAUUAAGGAGUAUGUUAGGGAUGAAGCUGAAUGACAGAGUGAGAAAUUGUUUAAUAAGAGAAGAGUGUGGUUUGCAAGAUGAUGUUGUGACCAGGAUUAAGAAAGGAAUGCUUCGGUGGUUUGGCCAUGUAGAAAGAAUGAAUGAGGAAAGAGUGACAAAGCAAAUUUAUGUUGCAGAGGUGAACGGCAUAGUCGGGAAGGGUCGCCCUAGGCGAAAGUUUAUCGACCAAAUUGGCGAUAUAUUAAAAAUGGGCCAAAUCAAGAGUACCUUUAACCGACGAGCGUGUAUGCGUAGGUAUAUGGAUGUGGAGGAAGCGAGAGAGGUGUGUCAGGAUCGUGCCAAAUGGAAGUCCAUAAUCUCUGCCUACCCCUCUGGGUGACAGGCGUGAGUGUUUAUGUAUAUGUAUAUGUAUUAUGUAUAUAUGUAUGUUAUUACAAUCGGUCAAUAAAUUUUUCAUUUAAAUAACUUAAUAAAAACAUCAUUAUCUGGAGUUAAGAAACUAUUCGUAUUCAAUGACUUGAAUACAGGUCUAUAAACUAGCCGUUAGGUUUCCUGGGUCAAAAUUGCUACUGGGAUUCUACGAUUUAGUAAUUAUCUUUUUUUAUAGAAGUAAAAGACACACUGACUGCCUAAACGAGCACACAAUUCACUUGAUGGUAGAAUGGAUGCUGUGGCCUAUAAACGCCCGCAUUUAUCCUCAAUUAAGAAUCGAAACGCAGAUGCGUUGGUCCCAUUGAUGACUACAGAUGGAAUAUCACGUACCAGUAAAAAGCGUCUCUGGUUCUCGUCUCUCGCCAUACUAAACAGCGUUGCUCGUUGCUGCUAUUCCUUCAGUCUUUAAACUAGGUUACAUGUCUACUUUUAAUGAACAUCUAAUAAUGUAUUCUACUAAGUUCUCUAACAUUGGUAUAGUUUGCUAGAGAGUGGUGGCGGCUUCAGAUAUUCAUUAUCACAUUUAGUCCCGUGAAUGCAAGACUCAAGAGAAACAUGGUAUGUCGGUGCACUUUACCAUCUGCCGCUGCUUCACUACUUAGUAUCUGGUGGGAUAGACAAGCACUGGCUUAUAAUAGU